This is a messenger RNA of Candidula unifasciata, 3327 nucleotides long. Lineage: Eukaryota; Metazoa; Mollusca; Gastropoda; Stylommatophora; Geomitridae. The record is from the annotation of a GenBank genome assembly.
AUGAGUGAAGUAUUGAAUGCUGAAAGUGUCAGACCUCCAGACAACGAUGCCAAAGUCAACAGUUACGCUGGCAAAGCUGGGGAUGGCCGAGAAAACAACACGACUCCGAUGGCAAGGUCUGCAGAACGUCGAGGUCGUGGUGAAGGUUUUGAUAAUAGGUCGAGGCAGUCUCUGUCAAGAAGUGACAUAAUACCUCGCGAUAAUAGGAAUAGUGCCUAUUCUGGACGGGAUGGAUACAGGCAAAAGGAUAAACCUCCUUACAGGAGAAGUACCAGUAGAGGGGGUACUGGCACUAUACAGAGUAACAGUAAUGCCCCAGGAAACAUUAACGGGCCAAGUGGUAGUGCGAACAGUCCGAAUCCGGCCCUCAAAGGAAGGCGAGCUGAUGAUGCUGUCGAGAGGCGAAGCAAUACAUCUAGCAGUCGAUCAGGAAGACGAGUUGAGGAUCUACAGAUCCGUCCUCGGCCACAGAUAAUAAAUCAAGGACCACCAUCUGGUACCGGUUAUGAGAAGAAAGGAGACAGUAAAGAUGUCAGUAAAGGUUACAUUGAGGAUCCUUUAACAAAGCUGGUAAAACGCAUCACACGAACUGGCUCAGAAAGAGAUCGACGUGUGACAUCAGCUCGACAACUGAGGGAGUAUCUCCAUGGACCAGAAAUUAGGACAAGCAAGUCUGCAAAACAGAUAUUUGAAGCAAUUGAUGGCUUGCAGAAUGUUCUGUUUGAGAGAAUCAGCAAAGAGCUCAAGCAUAAAGUUGCAGUCUGUAUAGGGUUGUUGGGAAGCUGCCUCUCAGGACAAGACAUUCAUGGAUUCUUUGAAUGGGCUUUUUCAAAUGUGAACGCAGCAGAUGAUGAUGUGAAAGUAUUUUUAUCCAUGGCACUCUUAGAGAUGCUCAAACAGGAGGAAGCACCACACAAAGCCAGAGAUCACAUUGAGAAUGUGAUGGCCAAUGUCCAUCAGAUGUUGGAGGCUGCCGUCACACCAAGCCUUCUCAUGGUCGUCUUGGACAUCAUCACGGUGAUUGCUCGAGUGUUUCCUCAUAUCUUUGGCUCAUGCUUCAGGGAAGUGACAGACAUUGUGAUUGGCUGGCUGAUUGACCCCACUCAGACCAUGCAUCUCAUUGAGCACAUGUCGGCUUCCCUGGUACAGCUUCAAGCGUUUUGGCAAGCAGACAUCCAGUUUUCCGUCAUGCUACUGGGUCAGUUCACAGAGGAUCUUGAGCUCAUGUUGGAACAGGAUUUGAACCAGGCAGUGAAUGAAACAACUCUGGAGACCGUAACAGCUAAAAUAACUGCCCUCCUGCGUGUGUUCUACACCGUGGUGCUUAGCCUAGGGGACUCCAUCAGUACUCUUAGAGGCGGACAGAUUACAGUGGAAUACUUAGUUGAGCUGUUGAACAAACUUGUUGCCAGUCUGGGGCCGGCUGUGAAAAUGGCACACAUGGAAAACAUCACCAUCCUGAGCAACGAUAGCAUCAGACUUAUCCUUCAUCAGCUGUCUGCAGAGAUGGCCAUCAGCUGCGGAGAACUGAUUUUACCCUACAUUAUUUAUCAGACCAGCGGGCCGAGAACAUCCUCAAACUCUGUAGCUGUGUCUACGUUGCGUCUGCUACACAAGAUUGUGGAAGUGUUCAGUACCCAACUGCCAGUCUAUGUGCUGCAGCAACUGCUGGGACCAGAAUCUUUGCUUCCCUUGUAUCGCUUCUCACAUUGCCCACAGGUCGUUACAGAGCUGAUGGCCCUAUACCAUUCUCUGCUCGCCCUAAAGAGUGUCCCUUUGCUGGAGGAAGCCUACAGGUUGGUGCUCAGCGACAUGGAAGUUUGUUACAAUAUCUUGCUGGUAGGCAGCAAUCAGAGUCAGCUACAGUUGGUGGCCGGCGACAACCCCUUCAAGACCAUCCAUUACAGCAGCAGGCAAGCUCAACAAGCCAUCAUGUUCAACGUUGGAGCUCUCAUUGAAAUCGCCAACACUAAGAGUAAUCUGAUAGGGAUGUGGGCACUCUCCCCUAGUAUAUUCACCCUGUUGUCGCAGAACCUCCAGGUGACGGACCCAUGGAUGAACAAGCACCAAUCCCCGGUGGUUUACUCUGUCCUGCAUGCCUUCUACUCACACUGCAACAGGCAUGCCAACUUCAUGUCCAGCAGUGUAUUGCUGGUAGCACCCCAGAUUGACGCCUCACGACUUGCAACAAUGAGUCAGGCAAACAACCAAAAUUUCUCAGAGAUCCUGCGAAUUAUCGUCACACUGUUGGACAGUGACAGCACUUCUUUUGAUAGCAGAUGCCUUCUCAUGAAAUGGACAUCUGACAUCAUUGCUUCACUGGCAGCCACACCUCACAUUUACACGUCAUCUGCUCUCAGCAGUUUAGUCAGCACUGUCAUCCUACAGGGAUACCACAGGGAGCAGCAGAUCUUCCAAUGUACGGCUCAGUGUCUGAAGUCAAUUUUCAAGAAGACCAGCUUCCCCGAAGUCAUUGUGAAAAAGUGUAUGGAGCUGUGUGUGUACAGACUAAGUGAUGUCAGAAAGCCAGUGAGGGAGUGUUUCCUGUCACUGCUGAAGAUUUUACCAGUUGACAAGAUUCUGCAUAUGGACCUGUUUGAAGGAGAAGAAGAAUGGAUGUCAAGUGAGAAAAGAAACAGAGAGGUUGGGCUGGCAGCUGCAUGGCAAGUCCGGAGGUCACACAUGGCCAGUCCUGCUUCAGGGAACUUCCAUUCACACAACUUUCGGCAUGUCAUGGCUUUUAUACUCAGUGGGACACCCCCAAGCCAGAAUGGUAGUUUCCAUUGGCUGGAAGCAAUGUAUCAUACCAGACAGAGAAAUGGCAAGCUGAAAAGCCAACAGGACCUGACUUUUAACCUGACAGAAGCGAUUAGCAACAACGAGUCCUUACAGUGGUUUUGGGCAACCUGGGAGUGUGCCCAGUUUGCCAUCGUCUCCCGCCUCCGUACUCCACUUGGGAAAGCUCCGGAGACAUUUAUGGCCAUUGAAGGUGUUAUCAAGGCAUUUGCCACAGAGUCUCAGAGCUUCAGCAGCUUGGAUGAUGCCCUAGAGCGCAGAGAUUGUGUCAGAGGAGAGAAAGUGGGUGAAUAUGUGUGCCUACAGCGUGUGCAUUUGUUGAUGAACUUCAUGGAGCACCUUGACAAGCUGCUCUACAAUGCCUAUGAAGGUUGUGCUGUUGCCAUGCCAGCAGUUCACAAAGUUGUGAAAACAUUCUUCCGCACCAAUCGGAACACUUGCCAAGAAUGGCUGUCGAGGAUUCGUAUGUCGCUUCUGACCAUAGCUGUCCACUGUGGCAUGUGGGCGACAGCUGUUCGCUCAGGCUUUUGA